Molecule: messenger RNA, 1227 nt
Organism: Knipowitschia caucasica
Lineage: Eukaryota; Metazoa; Chordata; Actinopteri; Gobiiformes; Gobiidae
Source: the annotation of a GenBank genome assembly
AUGGAAGACCUGCUGGAAAACCUUGAUGAACAGGACACUGACAUUUUGGAACCAGUGUUGAACGGUGUAUCUGUUGCCAUCCUCACCAUCCUACAAGAUGACGAUCCCGAGAUGAAGAAUAAGGAAGGAAAGGAGGAGAGGCAAGAAGGGAGAAAAAUAAAAGGAAAGGAGGGAGAGAAGGGAAGAGGAAAGGAGAGGGAGAAAAUGGAUAACGCUAACCUGACAACUCGACACCGAUCACACGAGAUGACCGGCUCUAACGAGUACAAGCUGAGUGCGGCGCCGGAGGAUGGGGUGUCGGCGGUGAAGUUCAGUCCCAGCGCCUCACAGUUCUUGCUGGUGUCGUCCUGGGACAGCUCAGUGCGGCUCUACGACGUCACGGCCAACACGGUCCGCAUGAAGUACCAGCACUCUGCACCCGUCCUCGACUGCGCCUUCUAUGACCCCACACACUCCUGGAGCGGAGGCUUAGACGCUCAGCUAAAGAUGCAUGACCUCAACACAGACCAAGACACGAUGGUCGGUAGCCACGAUGCCCCGAUCCGCUGCGUGGAGCACUGUCCCGAGGUGAACGUGAUGGUGACCGGGAGCUGGGACCGAUCUGUGCGACUGUGGGACCCACGCACCCCCUGCAACGCUGGCACUUUCACCCAGCCAGAGAAGGUCUACACUCUGUCCGUGGCGGGGGACAGGCUGAUCGUUGGAACAGCCGGGAGGAGAGUCCUGGUCUGGGACCUGAGAAACAUGGGGUACGUGCAGCAGAGGCGAGAGUCCAGCCUCAAGUACCAGACGCGUGCCAUCCGUGCCUUCCCCAACAAACAGGGUUAUGUGCUGAGCUCCAUCGAGGGCCGGGUGGCGGUAGAGUACCUGGACCCCAGCGCCGAGGUGCAGAAGAAGAAGUACGCCUUCAAAUGUCACCGUCUGAAGGAGGAGGGCAUCGAGAACGUGUAUCCAGUCAACGCCAUCUCCUUCCACAACACGCACAACACUUUCGCCACAGGCGGCUCGGACGGCUUCGUGAACAUCUGGGACCCGUUCAAUAAGAAGCGUUUGUGCCAGUUCCAUCGUUACCCCACGAGCGUGGCGUCUCUGGCCUUCAACAAUGACGGCACGUUGCUCGCCAUCGCAGCUUCCUACAUGUACGAGAAGGGAGACGUCCCCCAUCCAGAGGACGCCAUCUUCAUCCGCCAAGUCACCGACGCAGAGACCAAGCCCAAAUCGACAUGA